Messenger RNA from Penicillium verhagenii, 1029 nucleotides. RefSeq names its product GTP cyclohydrolase I. The transcript has 4 exons. Gene Ontology annotation, molecular function: zinc ion binding; GTP binding; GTP cyclohydrolase I activity. Gene Ontology annotation, cellular component: cytoplasm. NCBI's taxonomy places the organism in Eukaryota, Fungi, Ascomycota, Eurotiomycetes, Eurotiales, Aspergillaceae. Gene Ontology annotation, biological process: tetrahydrofolate biosynthetic process; tetrahydrobiopterin biosynthetic process. The coding region runs from base 1 to 1029 and encodes 342 amino acids. The record is from RefSeq and is a predicted model, not a curated record.
AUGGGCUCAGGAUCUCCUCCGGCCCCGAAGCCUUCUGCCAUUCCAUCCCACAUGUUGAACGGCAGCUCCCCUUUGCAGUCAUCAUCGGGCACUGGCCCUGGAAACAGAACGCGUGAUGCCCGCGAACGUGAGAGCCUUAACACCUCUAUCCGCUCCUCCUUUGCCCCAAGAGUUCCCGUGGGGUUGGGGUUCGAUGUUGAGGAUGUUCAGUCUGCCCCACCUCCAUCUGAUGAUGCUACCGUCCGCGAAGAAGGGCCCACCCACCGUGCCCUCGCAAUUCGCGGAAGACCUACUUUGAAUGACCCACCCCGCGAUCCCCGGGAUGAGGCCGAUCCGUUGACCCCGCCAGCGACGGCAUCCCGCCCCGCCAGCCCCUACACAUUGAACCCCCCAAUCGACUUUGAUGGACUCAGUUGGCCCUGCCCCGGAACCCGGCAGCGCUUGGAGUCGACACCUGAAGAAAACGAGGAACGUGUGAAGAAGCUGGCAGGUGCUGUACGAACAAUCCUGGAGUGUGUCGGUGAAGACCCUGAACGUGAGGGCCUUAGAGAGACCCCCGAGCGCUAUGCCAAGGCUAUGCUCUACUUCACGAAGGGAUACGAAGAGAACGUGCGGGACUUGGUGAACGGAGCAGUUUUCCAUGAAGAUCAUGAUGAACUGGUCAUUGUGAAGGACAUUGAUGUCUUUUCUCUGUGUGAACACCACAUGGUCCCCUUUACUGGAAAGAUGCAUAUCGGAUACAUCCCGGAUCGCCGUGUCCUGGGACUUUCCAAAUUGGCCCGUCUGGCUGAAAUGUUCUCUCGCAGACUUCAAGUUCAAGAACGCUUGACUAAGCAAGUGGCUUUGGCUAUUUCGGAGGUGCUGAAGCCUCGUGGUGUUGGUGUUGUCAUGGAAUCUUCCCACCUUUGCAUGGUCAUGCGUGGUGUGCAGAAGGUUGGCAGCACCACCACCACGAGCUGCAUGCUGGGAUGUAUGCGGUCAAGUGCCAAAACCAGAGAGGAGUUUUUGACCCUCCUGAAUCGACGAUAA